AUGUCACCAAAGACACAAAAAAAUGAAUUGUCAGAUUGUCAUGAUUCAGAUGAUGAUUGGCAUAAUGAUGAAUUCAAAAAUCUAAAACAAAUUUCACAGACUGCUUUUGAUGUUAUGAUUGAAAAUACAAAAGUGCUAAUAUCAUUUACAAAUAAAUGUCUAUUGUUUUAUAUUGGAAAUUCGAAAAGAACACAAAGACGUAAAAAAUUAGCUGCUAAAACUGUAACAGCUGGUAUCUUCAAACUUGAUACUUUUUUUUCCAUAUCUCAACAAAUACCGCAUCAAUCUAUAAAGAAGUUUGCAAAUAAUCUAAAGCAAUUUGAAAGGGAUCAAGAAUAA
Funneliformis caledonium is the source of this 339-nucleotide messenger RNA. The record is from the annotation of a GenBank genome assembly. Lineage: Eukaryota; Fungi; Glomeromycota; Glomeromycetes; Glomerales; Glomeraceae.